Molecule: messenger RNA, 2034 nt
Organism: Salvelinus namaycush (lake trout)
Lineage: Eukaryota; Metazoa; Chordata; Actinopteri; Salmoniformes; Salmonidae
Product: trimethyllysine dioxygenase, mitochondrial-like
Exons: 9
Coding region: 208-1464 (418 amino acids)
Biological process (GO): carnitine biosynthetic process
Cellular component (GO): mitochondrion
Molecular function (GO): trimethyllysine dioxygenase activity; iron ion binding
Source: RefSeq, a predicted model, not a curated record
AGAAGAAGAAGAGUGGAUCCUCUCGCUUCGCCUCUUCCUCUAUGCUGAUAGCUAUUGUACCUCUUUGGUAGUUGCUAACUAGCGGUUCUUAGCGUCAACAAGCUUCAUCGAAGGUCCAAGAAGUCUUAAUUCCAGGUCACAGUAAUUAGUGCUGCUAGCUACAUAAACACAACUGACUGGAAUCCACACGAGCUCCGGUGUCAGACAAUGUCUUUGGCUCGGAUAUUGUGCCGUUUAAAUGGCUAUUUGCAACCCAUAUCGAAAGCACGGGCUCCUUUAGUCUCUGGAUUCAUACGAACCCAGAAUGAAGUGAGACGUUGGCAGCAUACUGCUCCACAAUCGACGAGUUGUCACUGGCAGCUUCAGGAAGACUGCCUUGAGCUCAGCUAUGGAGGGCUUGUGAUGCACUUUGCCUAUGUGUGGCUACGGGAUCAUUGCCAAUCUGCCUCCUGCUUCAAUAGCAAGACCAACCAGAGGAACCUGGAUACAGCAAAUGUGGAGCUAAACAUACGUCCUGCCAACACCAGGGUGGAUGAUGAGAAUAUCUUCCUCACAUGGCCUGAUGGUCAUGUGACAAGGUACAACCUGAACUGGCUGGCUCAGAACAGCUAUGAGGUACAGAAGCAGAGUGCCAUGCAGCCACACAUCAUCUGGAACUCUGACAUCUAUACCAGUGCCAAGGUGCCCUCUGCUAACUGGGACAUGUUUAUGAGCUGUGAUGAUGAACUGAAAAAGUUCCUUGGGGGCUUUCUGCUGUACGGCAUUGCUUUUGUGGAGGGUGUCCCGCCGACUAUUGAGGCCACAGAGACUCUUACCCAGAGGGUCAGCCUCAUCAGGGAGACUAUGUAUGGCAAGAUGUGGAACUUGAUAUCCGAUUUCUCCCGAGGAGAUACUGCCUACACCAAACUGGCACUGGACCGUCAUACAGACACCUCAUACUUCCAGGAGCCAUGUGGGAUCCAAGUGUUCCAUUGCCUUAGGCAUGAGGGAACAGGAGGAAGGACACUACUUGUAGAUGGAUUCUAUUCUGCUGACAAAGUGCUCCAGAAGACGCCUGAGAACUUUGAUCUGCUAGCACGGGUUCCUAUCAAGCACGAGUACAUUGAAAAUGCCAGUGACCACCGUAACCACAUGAUCGGCAUUGGCCCUGUGCUCAACGUGUAUCCCUGGAACAAUGAGGUGUACAUGAUCCGAUACAAUAACUACGACCGUGCAGUCAUAAACACAAUCCCCCAUGACAUUGUCAAGCGAUGGUAUGUGGCUCACAGAGAGUUGACCACAGAGCUGAGGAAGCCGGAGAAUGAGUUGUGGGUCAAACUGAAGCCUGGAAAGGUUCUCUUCGUUGAUAACUGGCGUGUCAUGCAUGGCCGGGAGUCCUUCACAGGCCUGCGGCAACUGUGUGGCUGCUACCUGACCAGAGACGAUGUCAUGAACACUGCCCGCUCCUUGGGUCUGCAGGCCUAAGUGAAGAGCCACCCUGAGUCUCCAACCCUUCCAGCCAACACCAAAGUCCUUUAGAGAUAAAGCACCAUCACCCAAUCAGUCAUACAUGUUUAAGGUGACCGAAAAGUCUUGUAGAAUCAAAUCGUUUUUCUAUUAUGAGUAUUUACUGAGUGAAAUCAAGUAUUUCCACUGCAUGAAUGCAGUUAUAUAUUGUUAAUGCAGAACUAAAUGCUAUUCCUAAUAUGGGCAUAAAAUAAUUGUACUGUACUUUAGAAAUGUUCUCUACCCAGAAAUAUUUUACAUGUGGAGAUAUUGUUAGACUUGUUGAAGUCAAGAAAAUGGACUGUGAUCUGUUUGGGAUUUAAGAUUUGUAGACAUGCAUUAAGCUCUUGUCACAACAAUCAUCUUUUGAACUGGAACUUAACAUAUUGAGGUGUUUAACUAGAUUUUUGGCUUUGUUUUAGGGAUUCGUUUCUAGUAUUUCUGAAGUACUUUUGCUAGUCAUUUGUUUAUGAAUGUAUUAGGAAAUGUUGCCUUGUUUACAUAAUGAAAUAAAUUGGGUGAUUUUUCAGCACCUUUUCUCCUGAUUUA